Molecule: messenger RNA, 2631 nt
Organism: Spinacia oleracea (spinach)
Lineage: Eukaryota; Viridiplantae; Streptophyta; Magnoliopsida; Caryophyllales; Amaranthaceae
Exons: 7
Coding region: 1-2631 (876 amino acids)
Source: RefSeq, a predicted model, not a curated record
AUGGAUCCAGAAGGUUUUCAAAGGAUCCUCAGACCUAUCAGAGUUAGGAACUCACCAGUUGUUCCAACUCACACAACUAAUACAUUUCAGCUUUUAGAGGUUGAGGUGCAGAGGGAAGGUGAUGUCAGUGUUCGAUUGGAUAAUUUGGUGGAAGUAGAGAAUGAGAGUAAUGCUAGUGUUUUAUGGAGUGUUCUAAGCACUUUGAAUGUUCAAAGUCCUUGGAUUAUCUGUGGGGAUUUUAACUGUGUCAUAGUAGUUAAUGAAAGAAUUGGUGCUCCUGUUAGGCAUAUGGAAAUUGUUGAUAUCAAUAACUAUAUGCAUGGGUGUGGGAUGGAGGAUGUCAAAUGUGUGGGGAAUCUCUACACUUGGAAUAAUAAACAACAAGGGGCUGACAGAGUUUUUUCAAAGCUUAAUAGAAUUCUUGCCAAUGCUGCUUGGCAAGAUUGCUAUCCUUCUGCAGAAGCUUGGGUUAAUGGAGGGAGGAAGCCAUUUAAAUACUUUACAAUGUGGAAAUCAUCUCGUAGUUUCAAUGCAAUUGUGACUGAUGCUUGGAAUACUCACAUAAAUGGUAGUAAAAUGUUCUGUGUGGUGACUAAACUUACGAAGGUUAAGUUUUCUCUUAAGGAGCUCAAUAAAAAUGGCUUCUCAGAUAUUUGGAAUUACAGGCCAUCCAUGAUUAUAGGGUUAAACACAAGAUAUAUCUUGAAUUUUUUGAGUCAGAAAGCUAAGCUGGCUUGGAUUAAAGCUGGUGAUGAGAAUACAGCCCUAUUUCAUCAAAGUAUAAGAAGCAGACAAGUACAGAACCAGAUUUAUAGCAUCCAUGAUAUGAGAGGAGAUUGGAAAGAUCAGUCUGCAGAUGUUUCAGAAGUUUUCUUGAAUUAUUACAAGAUGUUACUGGGGAGUGUUCAUGAAGACAAAACUCCUAUUAUCACACAGGUAGUUCAUACUGGUCCUGUGUGUCAAGAUUAUCAUAAGACAAUCCUUAUUGCUCGUUAUACUGCUGAAGAGGUGAAAGCAGCUCUUUUUUCUAUUCCUGGUAUCAGGGCACCAAGCCCAGAUGGUUUUGGCUCCUUUUUCUACAAAAAUGCUUGCCAUGUAGCUAGAAGUGAGGUGAUUGAGGCAGUUUUGAAUGUGCUGAGGAAUGGCAAAUUGCUGAAAGAGGUGAAUCACACAGUUGUCACACUGAUUCCAAAAACCAAAUGUCCUAAGAAUGUUAGUGAUUUUAGGCCUAUUUCUUGCUGUAACACAAUUUACAAAUGCAUCACUAAAGUUCUAUGUGGUAGGUUGAGACAAAUCCUUCCUGAUCUUAUUUUGGAGAAUCAAGGGGGUUGUGUUCAUGGCAGAUACAUUGUUCACAACAUUAUGGUUGUACAGGACCUUGUGAGGCAUUAUGGAAGGAAGGGUGUGAAACCUAGUUGUUUAAUGAAGAUUGAUUUGCAAAAAGCAUAUGACACAGUGGAUUGGUCCUUUUUAAAAGAGAUGAUGGUUGCUCUCGAUUUUCCUAAGCAAUUUGUGGAUCUAGUGAUGGAGUGUGUUACCACACUAAUGUUCUCUCUUAUCAUUAAUGGAUCCAUGCAUGGGUUUUUCAAAUCCCAGAGAGGCUUGAGGCAAGGUGAAUUUCCUUCCAUUUAUCUUAUCUUGCAAACUUUCAAGUUGUUUUUUGACUUCUCUGGAUUGAAAGCUAAUAUUAAGAAAUCCUCCAUAUUCUGUCAUGGCAUGGUGGAAAGUGAAGUUCAAAGAGUGGUGGAGACUUCUGGUUUCACCAGAAGUAGUCUACCUUUCAAAUAUCUUAGUGUGCCCAUUUGCUCAAAAAGAAUUUCUACUGCUCAAUGUGGGGUUUGGAUUUUUGUUCUUCCUAAGAGUGUGCUGCAGAUUAUUUUUAAGAUUUGUAGGGCUUUUCUUUGGAGUGGACAAGCUUUUAGUCAUAGGCCUUGCAAUAUCUCUUGGGAUAACAUCUGUUGUGAUAAGAAAUCUGGUUGUUUAGGCUUCAGAGAUGUCUCUUUGUGGAAUGUUGCCAAUCUAGGCAAAUAUGUUUGGGCUUUGGUUACCAAACAGGAUAAUGUUUGGAUCAAGUGGGUUACUUCAGUGUAUUUAAAGAAUGGGGAUUGGUGGGAAUACCAACCUAGCAAUUCUGCUAGUUGGUAUUGGAAGCAGAUUUGUAAUACAAAGGAGAGAUUGAAAUCAGUUUACACUAAAGCAGAGUUGGAGGCAAUGUCUCACUACUCAGUGAAGCAAGUAUAUCAAAAGUUAACUAGUGACAGACCCAAGGUGCAUUGGGAUAAACUUGUGUGGAACAGGCUUAGCACUCCAAAACACAGAUUUAUUGCUUGUUCCGCUAGUUGCCUUAUUUGUGGUCAAGGUGAUGAGACUCGCCAUCAUCUAUUCUUUGAUUGCUCUUAUAGUAGGCAAUGCCUUGCAGAGAUGAAAACAUGGCUGGAUAUUAGAAAUGUAACAACUUGUCUUCAUCUUCUAUACAAAAUCAUCAUACAUGGCAGAAACUCAAAGUUUAGGAAGCAGGUUUAUCUUGCUGCUAUUGUGGCAAUUAUGUAUCUUAUCUGGAAAUGCAUGAACUCUGUGUAUUGGGAUUGUUGUAUCCCUACUGUCAAGAGUACUAUAGGUGCUUUAAAGUAA